Molecule: messenger RNA, 2985 nt
Organism: Pediculus humanus corporis (human body louse)
Lineage: Eukaryota; Metazoa; Arthropoda; Insecta; Psocodea; Pediculidae
Product: AMP dependent ligase, putative
Exons: 5
Coding region: 1-2985 (994 amino acids)
Biological process (GO): amino acid activation for nonribosomal peptide biosynthetic process
Molecular function (GO): protein binding
Source: RefSeq, a predicted model, not a curated record
AUGGAAAGUAGAGAAAAGUUUUUAAAUAACUUUUAUAAUAUUUGUCAGAAAUUUUCUGACAAUAUUAGUAUAUGUUGGGUUUCAAAAUGUAGCGAAACUUUUGGUAUAACAUAUGGAGAAUUAAAUAAAGUUUCUAAUGAAUUGAAAUGUUUAUUUUCAAGAUUAUUUGAUGAAAAUAUCUCUCGGUAUGUAGGAAUUCAAAUAACUGAUUAUUCUGUUCUUCCAAUUUUAUUUCUUGCCUUAUGGAAAAAUAACUUAUCCGUUGCUGGUUUGGGGCCUCAAUAUUCAUUAGAAGACAAUGUAAAAUUUUUAGAUUUACUAUUUGUCAAAUUUAUAAUUUCAAAUAAUGAAUGCAGUGAUUAUAACCUUAAGAUAGCUAACUGCUUUUAUAUUAAUAAUCAAAAGUAUUUUUUGUAUGAAAGAAAUGUUGUUCAUAAGGAAAAGUUUACCAAUAAUUGGGAUAUGUGUUAUGGAAUUAUGACAACUGGUACAACAGGUACUUUAAAAGUAAUUCAAGUACCUUGGUCAUGUAUAUUACCUAAUGCUGAAGAAUUAAGUGAUGAAUUUUGUAUCAGUGAAUUGGAUUGCAUAUUUCAAGCAUCUCCUUUCACUUUUGAUCCAUAUUAUAUUGAAUUAUUUUUUUGCCUUUUAAGAGGUUGUACAUUAUUAAUUGUAUCAGACUCUUUAAAAUUGUGCUCAUCAAAUUUGCUCAAGAUAUUAUUUAACAGUCAAGAAAAUGAAUGUUUAAAUGAAAUUCAAUCUAACCCAUGUAAACAAUGUAAAGAUUGUAUUCAUGUUAAUAUUAAGUUAAUUGUAAGAAAACAAGUCACCGUAUUACAAAUUACCCCUUCUUUAUUUAAAAGAUGGACUAAUGAUGGCAUAAAACAAGUUAUUUUAUCACAUCAAUCAUCCUUAAGGAUUUUAAUGUUUGGAGGUGAAAAAUUUCCUAAAGAAAUAUUAAAUUUAAAACCUCCUGACAAUAAAACCAAAAUUUACAAUUUGUAUGGAAUAACAGAAAUUUCCUGUUGGUCAUUCAUGUAUGAAAUACCAUUUAAUUCAUCUUGCGAAGAAGUACCUUUGGGUAGUGAGCUAAAUAAUAUUGUUUAUAAGUUGAAUGAUAAAAAUGAGUUAUUGAUUGGAAGCAAUAAGAGAAUUUGUUUGAUUGAUGAUGAAACUUCUUUAAAUUCUCAAGAAUUAGUUUUUCGAAACACAGGGGAUAUUGUUAAAUUUGAAAAUGAAAAAUUAUUUUUCAUAUGCAGAAGUUAUGAAAUUGUUAAAAAAUAUGGGAUUAAAGUUAAUUUGAAAAAAAUUGAAGAGUGUUUUUUAAAUGAAAAUGAUUCGAUUAAAAGUUGUCAUUGUGUUUUCAAUGAAAAAAUAAACAAAUUAGGAUUAUUUUACUCUGGGAAAAAUAAUAGUAAAAUGAAAUUAACAUCCUAUGAGAAUUUUAUCGAAAAUGGUUACAAUUAUCCAGUAAAUAAAUUACAAGACAUUGAAAAACCAGAUUAUUUAAUUGAAAUAUCCCAAGUUCCACUUAACACUCAUGGAAAAUGUGACAAAACUAAACUUUUGAGUUAUUUAGAAGAAUUAUUAGUUUUAAGAAAUACAAAUUUGAAUGUAAAAAAUGUUUUUAAAAAUGCAUGGAAUGAUGUUUUAAGAGCAAAUAUUCCCAAUUUGAAUUCAGAAAGUUUUACAUCACUCGGAGGGAAUUCCGUAUUAGCUUUGCAAUUGAUUGGAAAACUGGAAGAUGCUGGAUUAAAUGUACCACAAGAUUUAAUUUUACAAAUUUUAAAUGGAAAUAGUUUUGAAGACUGUUACAAAAGUUUUAUUUAUAACACUGCAGAAGGGCCUUUAAAGAAGAAAAAAAAGUUUAUCGAAGAUGAUGAUGGUAGUGAAGAUAAUUUUAAUUUAAGAAUAAAAUGGAAGCAUGAUCUUGGUAAAUGCAUCGAUGCAACACCAACAGUCUUUAAUUAUUUAGGAGAGGAAAGAGUCAUUGUUGGAUCUCAUUCUUUUAAAAUUUCCUGCUUACUAAUUACCUCUGGUGAUGUGUUAUGGACCAAAACUCUUGGCGGUCGAAUAGAAUCAGGGGUAGCCAUUACCAAAGAUGGAACCUUAGGAUUUGUGGGAUGUUAUGAUAAUUUUGUUUAUUGCAUAUCAAUGAUUGAUGGAUCUACAAAAUGGCAAUUUAAAACGGAUGAUAUGAUCAAAUCGACACCUUGCUUGGAUUCUAAAGAAAAAGUUUUAUUUGUCGCAUCCUAUGACAGACAUUUGCACAUUUUGGAUGUGGAAAGUGGAGUAUUACAAAAGAAAAUAAAGUUAAGCGAAAAAGGAAUAUUCAGUUCUGGAUGCAUUAGUAAAGUUUACAAUACUUUUCACAUAGCAACACUCGAUGGAACUUGUGUGUCUCUGUCUCAGAUAACUUUUGAAAUUGAUUGGAAAAUAAAAUUGAAAAGCCCAAUAUUUGCAUCACCAUGUUUAAUAAAUGAUGAUAAAGAAAUUAUUUUCACUGAAGUUUUUGGAACAUUGCAUUGCUUUGAUAUUUUCAAGGGUACAAAUUUGUGGAAUUACACAGCUGGCGGUUACAUAUACUCCACGCCGACAUUUUAUUUUCUAAAAGACAUGAAAUCAAUUGUAUUUGGUUGCAACGAUUCCAACGUAUAUUGUUUACGUGUGGAUAAGGAAAUUGAUUUAUUAUGGAAGCGAAAAUUAGAUUCAUCAAUAUUUUCUCGUUCUUCUGCUUUUCAUUUGGGCGAGGUGAACGCAGCUUGCGUGGCUUCAACAAAAGGAAUCGUUUAUAUUUUAAAUUUACUCUCAGGAAAUGUUUUUACCCGCAUAAAAUUAAAUGGCGAAGUAUUUUCUUCGCCAAUUUUUAUCAAUAAUGAAUUUGUUGUCGGCUGUAGAGACAAUUAUCUUUACACGUUUUUUUUUAUAAACAUCAACAAUGGUGUAAAAAUGGAUGUCGAAGUUCCUCCUAGGCUGGCUAUUUGA